Cetraspora pellucida is the source of this 531-nucleotide messenger RNA. The record is from the annotation of a GenBank genome assembly. Lineage: Eukaryota; Fungi; Glomeromycota; Glomeromycetes; Diversisporales; Gigasporaceae.
AUGUCUUCUACAAUUAUUUCCAAUGAUCCCAAUAACUCAGAAUGUAUUAUUAUUUCAUCUUCAAGUUCCAACAUUUCAAAAAAACAUAAACAUGAAGAAAUUUCAGAAUCACUCCAAGAAAUUAUUGAAAUAUCUGUUUCUAUCAAAGAUUGUGGAAUUUGUUUACAUAAAAUUAGAAAACCUUUUACUUUUUCUUGUUAUCAUUUCUUUUGUAUUAAAUGUGCUUUGGAUUUUUUAAAUUCUCCUAACAACACAUAUCGUUGUCCAUUAUGUCGUGAUGGCUUUGAUGAGAAUGAAAAAGAAAUAUUAUUACAACGAAUUAAUUUAUCAUAUCAUAUACAGGAUGAACGAAAACGAAAAAAAUUAGAUAUAAUUAGAAGAACUUAUGAUACACAAAUAAUAAGAUUGGAAAGAGAAGAAGAAAAUAAAAUAAUUAAUAUUAAAAAAAAUACGAAAAAAAAUAAAACUGCUAUUCACAGAGAAUAUCUUGAAAAAAAAGAGAAGAAGAAGAAAAGGAAAAAAAAUUACUAA